Molecule: messenger RNA, 6639 nt
Organism: Nyctereutes procyonoides (raccoon dog)
Lineage: Eukaryota; Metazoa; Chordata; Mammalia; Carnivora; Canidae
Gene: ZBTB4
Product: zinc finger and BTB domain containing 4
Exons: 4
Coding region: 883-3984 (1033 amino acids)
Biological process (GO): regulation of DNA-templated transcription
Molecular function (GO): RNA polymerase II cis-regulatory region sequence-specific DNA binding; protein binding; DNA-binding transcription factor activity, RNA polymerase II-specific
Source: RefSeq, a predicted model, not a curated record
GACACAGGCAUAGGGAGAAGCAGGCUCCAUGCACCGGGAGCCUGAUGUGGGAUUCGAUCCCGGGUCUCCAGGAUCGUGCCCUGGGCCAAAGGCAGGCGCCAAACCGCUGCGCCACCCAGGGAUCCCUAAAAAUAAAAUCUUAAUAGGGUAGUGAUGAGGAGCAGAGGAAGUCAUACAAGUGAAGCAUUGGCUCUUGUGGAUCCCAGCGGGAAGGACUGUGCUUAUGGGGGUGGGGGAGCUUUCCCUUUCUCCUCACUUUACAACCUGAACUGGACACCAGUCCGCAUGAGGUGGUGUUGGGGAUGCUUCUGCAGGAUUCUCACCCCAUCUGUGAUCCAGCAACUAAAGGGGUGACACUUGGCCCCGUACUGGUGUGUGCCUACCAGUUAGGGUUGUUAGGACUUCUGAGUAUUACCCCUCUUUACCACCUUCCUCCUUCUCCAGGAGAGGAAUCAGAGCAGUCUUUUUGGGAACAUGAAACAGGCUGUGGCAAGGAGGCCUUCCAGCCCAGAUAGUGUGAGUCAUAAGCAGGAAAAGAGCAUGGUUUUUUAGUGGAGAGAGGGAUUCGUGAGGAACUCCUGAUGCAGGGUACUGCAGAGGACGUGUGGCCUGGGGCAUUGGGAAGGAGAGCAUUCCCAAGUUUCAUGAAGGGUGGACAAGAGGGGUCAAGAGCCCAGCCCCACUCUGUGAACAGGCACCCCCCUGUUAUUACCAGCUGUGUGUGACUGUGGCUCUGGAACUCAAGACCUUCUGCUGAAAAAUGGGACCUCAAGCCCUGACUAUGCCCACAGGGGAAGUGGCUGUGUACUUUCUGUAAAGUGACCAGCACAACUCAAACUUGGGUUGCCUGCUAUUUCUUUCGGAUGGGCCUUCCAGCAAGAGAUGAGAAGGAAGAGGCCCCGCAUCAGGGAAUCACUGAGGCACCCCCGCUCUGCUCCAUGUUGGCUGUGCUCUCAGGCCUGCGCCAUGCCCCCCCCAGCGGAGGUGACAGACCCGUCCCAUGCCCCUGCCGUCCUGCGCCAGCUCAAUGAGCAGCGUCUCCGUGGCCUCUUCUGUGACGUCACCCUCAUAGCUGGAGACACCAAGUUCCCUGCUCACCGCAGUGUCCUGGCUGCUUCUAGUCCUUUCUUCAGAGAGGCCCUGCUUGCUUCAGCUCCACUGCCCCUCCCACCAGUUACUGGGGGCCCUGCCCCCAACCCUGCCACCACCACAGCUGCCUCUUCCUCCUCUUCCUCCUCCUCUUCUUCCUCCUCCUCUUCCUCUUCUUCCUCUUCCUCAUCUUCCCCACCUCCGGCCUCACCCCCUACAUCCUCCCCACCCCGGGUCCUGGAGCUGCCAGGGGUCCCGGCGGCUGCCUUCUCCGAUGUCCUCAACUUCAUCUACAGUGCCCGGCUUGCUCUACCUGGCGGCGGAGGGGACGGGGCAGCGGUGGCAGAGAUUGGAGCCCUGGGCCGACGUCUGGGCAUCUCCCGCCUGCAGGGCCUGGGGGAGGGAGGUGAUGCCUGGGUACCUCCGGCCCCUGCCCCCAUGGCCACCUCGCAGUCGGAAGAUGAUAGCUUUGGCCCAGGGCCCAGACCAGCCGGGGAGUGGGAGGGGGACAGGGCUGAGGCCCAGGCCUCUGACCCACAGCACCCCCUGCCUCGGCGGCCCCUCCCCUGCCCACGAUGCGGGAAAAGCUUCAUCCAUCCCAAGCGUCUGCAGACCCACGAGGCCCAGUGCCGAAGGGGGGCCGGCCCUCGGGGGCCUGCAGGGCUGGGAUCGGGGGGCCCAGGCCCCAGCGGCCCCGCGGGAGUGGAUGCCUCAGCCCUGCCUGCCCCGGUGGGUUUCCGAGGCGGCCCUGAGCACGUGGUAAAGGUGGUGGGCGGCCACGUGCUGUACGUGUGCGCAGCCUGCGAGCGUUCCUACGUGACCCUGUCCAGCCUGAAGCGCCAUAGCAACGUGCACUCCUGGCGGAGGAAGUACCCCUGCCGCUACUGUGAGAAGGUGUUCGCGCUGGCUGAGUACCGUACCAAGCAUGAGGUGUGGCACACUGGGGAGCGCAGGUACCAGUGCAUCUUCUGCUGGGAGACCUUUGUCACUUAUUAUAACCUGAAGACCCACCAGCGAGCCUUCCAUGGCAUUAGCCCGGGCCUCUUAGCCAGUGAGAAGACACCCAAUGGAGGCUACAAGCCCAAGCUCAAUACCCUCAAGCUGUACCGCCUGCUCCCCAUGCGGGCAGCCAAGCGGCCCUAUAAGACCUACAGCCAGGGAGCCCCUGAGGCUCCCCUUUCUCCAAGCCUCAACACACCGGCCCCCGUAGCAAUGCCUGCCAGCCCACCACCCGGACCCCCACCUGCCCCCCAGCCCGGCCCCCCACCCUCUGUAAUCGCUUUUGCCCACCCGGCUCCCUCUGUCAUUGUUCACGGGGGCAGUAGCAGUGGUGGAGCAGGGGGUGGGCCGGCCAACACAGGGGGAGCCCAAGCCGCCUCGGUCAUCACUUACACUGCUCCCCCGAGGCCCCCCAAAAAACGUGAGUACCCACCUCCUCCCCCUCAGCCUGCAGCCACACCAACCAGCCCGGCCACGGCGUGCAGCCCGGCCACAGCCGCAGGCCCGGCCACAGCCACGGAGGAGGCCAAGGGCCGCAACCCACGGGCUGGAAGGACUCUGACCUACACGGCCAAGCCAGCCGGCGGGAUUGGCGGGGGUGGGGGUCCCCCUGCGGGGCCUGGCCGGGGCCCCUCUCAGCUACAGGCUCCACCUCCACUAUGUCAGAUCACCGUGCGGAUUGGAGAGGAGGCCAUUGUCAAGCGCCGCAUCUCAGAGACUGACCUGCGCCCGGGGGAGCUGAGCGGAGAGGAGGUGGAGAGCGAGGAGGACGACGACGACGACGAAGAGGACGACGACGACGACGACGACGACGAGGCGUCGCGGGCUGGCGGGGAGGACCAGCUCUGGCGGCCCUACUACUCGUACAAGCCCAAGCGCAAGGCGGCAGCGGGCGCAGGCGGCAGCGGGGUUGGCGCGCUGUCCCGGGGCCGCCGGCCGCCGCGCUGGAGACAGAAGCCCGAUCGCAGGGGCUGGGAGGAGCCGGCGGCCGCCGAGGGGCCCGCGGGCCGCGGCCGGGCCGAGCGGAGGCACCGCUGCGAGGACUGCGCCCAGACCUUCGCCACCCUGCGGAAGCUGCGCAAGCACCAGGAGGCGCACGGCGGCGGCUCGCACGGCGCCCGCGGCGGCCGGCGGUCCUCCAACCGCUUCGCCUGCCCGCACUGCGCCAAGGUGUGCAAGACGGCGGCCGCGCUGAGCCGCCACGCGCAGAGGCACGCGGCAGAGCGGCCCGGGGGCGCGCCCACGCCCGUCAUCGCCUACUCCAAGGGCGGCGCCGGCACGAGGGCCGGGGAUGUUAAGGAGGAGGCUCCUCAGGAGAUGCAGGUCUCCUCGUCCAGCGGGGAGGCGGGUGGCGGGAGUGCGGCCGCCGACGGGGCCUCCGAGACCGCCUCCCUGCAGGACCCCGUCAUCUCAGGGGGCGAGGAGCCCCCGCUGGUGGCGGCGGGGGGCGCCUACGCGUACCCGCCGGUGCAGGAAUUUCCGCUGGCUCUGAUCGGGAGCGGCCGUGAGUCCGGCGGUGGGAGGGGGAAGGUGGGUGGCGAGGGGCCGGUGGGCGCCGGGGAGGGGGACCGCGUGGAGGGGAUGGGGGCUGCCAAAGUCACCUUCUACCCGGAGCCCUAUCCGCUCGUCUACGGCCCCCAGCUCCUGGCUGCCUACCCUUACAACUUCAGCAAUUUGGCCGCCCUCCCGGUGGCCCUUAAUAUGGUCCUACCUGAUGAGAAGGGUGGUGGGGCCCUUCCCUUCCUUCCGGGGGUCUUCGGCUACGCAGUCAAUCCUCAAGCGGCGCCCCCUACGCCCCCAACCCCGCCUCCCCCCACUCUCCCCCCGCCAGUACCCCCUAAGGGAGAAGGGGAAAGGGCAGGGCUGGAGAGAACCCAGAAGGGAGAUGUGGGGUGAGCUCUGGGCCCACCUCCCCCUUCACCAGAUGCCACCCUCCCUGAACCCCCUGCCACUACCAGCUCCCUGGCUUCCCUGCCCCCUUGGGAGCCCCUCCACACUCUUGUGCAGGGACCUGGGGGCCCCUGGAGCUCAGGGGUCAGGCUGCUUAGUGUGAGAUUAUAGUUUUUCCCAUCUCCUGGGAGGGGAUCUUGGGCGGUUCCCCUCUCAGUUCUCCUCCAGGGAAUGGCCUCCACAGGGGCAGGGCCAGCUCUCAUCCCUUCUCUAGCCCUCGGGGCAACUGAGCAAUAUACUUAUAUGAAUCUCUACUCACGGCCCCCACCAGCUCUGAAUGUCUAACCCACCCUCCUGAUUCGUAAACCCCGAGGGGAAACCAUCUCUUUCACCUAGUGAUCUCCCCUCAUUCUGAAGCUUUCUCUAAGCCCCUGCCUAGAUGCUUCCUAGCACAUUCCAUUCUUCAUGGCCCAGGGCCUGGACCACACCAUUGUGAUACCUGACACCUGCCCACCUGGGAGCAUGGCUUCGGUUUCCAUUCUCCCCAGGAGUGGGUUUCUGUGUCCCUCUUUCCUUCACAUCGAGAUGCCAUGCCUUCCUUGGCUUUCAUGCCUUUGGAUCUUCCAUAUACCUCCUCAUUCUCCUGGACUCUGGAGAUGGCCUCUUCCAAUCCAGGUCAAGGAGGUGUUGAGGGGAGGGCUACCCAUCUGUUCCACGGCUGAGCACUUUCCCAGCCCAGGGCAGCACUAAUCUUGGCCCUGUCUUGACCCCCAAAUCCAGUGAGCCCCAGAUUCUUCCAAGGCAAAGGGGUGAAUAGACCGCACCUCUUCCUGCCUCUACCUAUGGCCUCUUCUGGGCUGAAUCAGAUUUGGGGGCCAGGAUGGAGAAGCUCCGUAUGGAAUGGGGAAGGGAAUCUAAUUCUCCGUUUUUUCCUGAUGGUUUCUCCCAGACUAGACCAAAUAGCCAGAAAAGUGAUGGGGGUUGGAUGGGUGGGUAAGCCCAAUUUGCACAUGACCUCCCAUCCUUACCUUUACCUCCAUCUUCCCCAGUGUCGCUUCCCUCACCGUUCACUCCAGGUGGUUUUUGGGGAACCAUCCUACUCCCUUGGUGGGCUUUGGGGUAUCCCCACCGACUUUUCCUCCAGAAUAGCACCUUACACCCCAUCUUUGACUCAGUUCCCCACACCCAAAGAUCCCAGCCUAGGGAUGGGGUGCAGGGACCAUCAACAGUCCCUAAUCCCUAAUUUGCACUAGUUAACCCUGGUCAGGGGUCCGUAUGUUUCCUUCCAGUGGGGGAGUUGAAGAAAUGUUUGCUCCUACUUCUCUUUGACGACCGGGCAUCCCCACUCUGUGAUUGGAUGAAUAUUUCCUAUCCCACCCACUUCCUGCCCUACCCCCCCCCAAAAAAAAAAAACAGCUCACAAGGGGAGAGCCAGUUUGGGGGAGCAAAUCUGAUAAAUGGGAAUUAGAGGAGUGCAGUUUAAAAAGGGGAAAGGCUGCCACCGUUUAGAUGGGAGCUUUAUCCCAGCUACUGUUUUCCGGGGCCGAGAUGGCUGCCCUCUCAUGUGGCUGAAAGGGCAAGAUCAUGGCUUUUGGAGGGAGGUGAGCUUGGGGGGAAAGGACCAGGAGCAUCCUCCUGCCUCCUCUUACCCUCCUCGUCUAUAGGAAGGGGUAGGGUUUUGACAGGCUCCUGAAUGUUAACUACGGAGGAGUCACUCCUUUACUCCUCCUCUGUCUCUUUGCACUUUUCUUGGUCUUGGCCACAGUCCGAGUGAAGAGUUUCCUACUGAAUGUACCAAGUUCCAAUUUUUAAGGGGGUAAGAAGCUUAAAACGGGAAAAAUGCAAAAAAAAAUCACUAAAAAAUUCCCACAAAUCUUGUUUCUGGCACUUUAGAAAAACUGCGAAAAAAAGAACAUAAUAAAGAAUACAUAUAUAUAUCUACACACAAAUUUUAUAUAUAUAUAUAUAUACACACACACAUAUAUAUAUAUACACAUACACACACACACGCACGCACGCACACGGCGGAACCACAAGAGACAGAAGCCUUGGAGGCAGGGGGCAGAUGUGAUGACAGCUCCCCUAUUAUCCUUAACCUGCACUCCUCUGAGGCAGAAAGAAAGGCACAGGGAACAGAAGGAGUUGAGGAUGGACCGGGGCAUUUGAAUUUCAGAACAGGUCAAAAUUCCAAAACCAUGGACAUUUGGGGAGAACUGAGAUUGCAGACAUUUAUUUUUCUCGGGGAAACAUGUUUUAGGAAGGUAGUUUCCAGAAUUUGGUGGUUCUGGGCAACAAACGAAAUUGUGGCAAAUUGGAGAUUAAAACAUAUGUAUCCAAAGCUGGGGAACGUGAAUAUUGUGAAUUUCAGAUGUUGGAAAUUUGGGAUUUUGCCAUUUCGUCUUUUUGAAAAUUACUCAAGUUUUGUCAGUUUGUGCCCUCCUUGCCCAUGUUCCCUGGGGAGAAGGGUGAUGGUGGAGUGGAAAGGCCACUGGUUCUGUGCCACAGCACGCAAGGGUUAGAAUUCUACAGACUGUAGCUCUAUACGUAGUGAGGACCCAGAUUUAGAGAAACUGACCAAUAUUUAUCUCCGCAUUUGUGUGUGUGUCCAACUCUCUAGGCCAAUAAACCAACAAGACAAACAAACUGUGCUCUGCAGUGGGA